AUGGGCGGUGUACGAGGAAAGUCUCAAGGCUGCGGAACCUGUCGAGCACGUAAAAUCGCGUGCGGACAAGAAAGACCCAGCUGCAGUCAAUGCCUCAAAUCCAAUCGCCAAUGCUUGGGUUACCGGCGCGACAGGGUCUUUGUCCUGGUUCAACCCGGAGCCAAAGAAUCCUCUCGCACGACCCGCCAGGACCACGCGAACAAUCAAAUCAUUCUCGAUCAAGGUCCUGGAAAUGUGAUCAUCAUGAGUUGCCAUAUUCGCCAACGGCUCCUCGACGAAUUCAUCGGUCGCUGUCUGCCUCACACACGCUUCCUAUCACCCAAGCAUUACAGGCCAUGGCUGUUUCUCCUACCUGAUAUCCCCACGAGAUCCAAGGCACUGGAAUUCUCCACCUUGGCGAUUUCCUGCGCGGCUCUCGGUCGGAAAUUCCAAGACACUGCGCUCAUACACCAGAGUCUAAAGGCGUAUACGAGAGGCCUUCGCGAGAUGCAGAGGGCGCUCUGGAAUGCCAGUCUGAUGCACGACAAUGAAACGCUGGCUGCGUGUUUGGUUCUGAGCCUGUAUGAACUUAUGGAGUGUCCAGAUAACGGGGCCGACGCAUAUUUGAGCCAUUGCAGGGGGUUCUUGUCGCUGAUAAAGGCGCGUGGUAUGGAUGCGCAUACGGCUGGGAUAGGGCAUGAUCUUUUCCUGGGGGUGAGAUUACAGGGGAUCCUUGAUGCGAUUGGCCACCGUGUGCCGAAUUUCCUAUGCGAUCGAGCCUGGUGCCAGGAUCCCUGGACCUCACGGCCAAAACGAAUGGCUGAUCGCAUUGCGGAUUGCCUGGCUGACAUACCCUCUAUUCUCCAGCGUUAUGAUCAACUGUCAUCGCUCAACCGGGCGGACAUUCUAAACUCAACAUACUUGCUUGUCGGGGAAUGUCUGAGAAUCGAUCAAACUCUACAGGACAUCUACGAAGCAAUCCGGCUUGAGGUAUCGGGUCCGUUGUACUGGCCUGUUCUCUCGCAGUCAUUCCAGAGCAGCGCUCCCGGCCAGGGACAAUUCUCCGUGGUAUACAACUUUCCCGAUCUCAAAACUGCAACGUUGUUGAUGCUGUAUUGGGCGUCGAAGGCGCUUUUGUGGGCGACGCUGAGCAACCUGUACGACGUCAUUCAGCUACAGGAUCUCCGUGGCGCCGCUGCCUCCAUUGUUGAAGUAACCAGUGAGAAACAUAACCUGGGUCCCAACAAAUACGACGAGAGCUCACCCGACCGAGAUUCCCCAACUCGAGACGAUGGACAGAACUACAUGAGCAUGGCACGCAACGUCUGCCAGUCUCUGGAGUACUGCCUGCAAGAAGACAUGUCACUUCUGGGGAUAUUUGCCGCUUCAACACCCGUAAUCAUUGCAAUAUGGGCUAUCCGGUACCGACAAAAUGACGAAGCGGAGUUGGCCUGGUUGAUGGGCGUAUCGCAGAAGAUGCACCAGGGGCUGCGGAUGUGGCCAUACAUAUGA
This is a messenger RNA of Aspergillus thermomutatus, 1491 nucleotides long. RefSeq names its product Zn(II)2Cys6 transcription factor. Bases 1 to 1491 code for a protein of 496 amino acids. The transcript has 3 exons. Gene Ontology annotation, molecular function: DNA-binding transcription factor activity, RNA polymerase II-specific; zinc ion binding. Gene Ontology annotation, biological process: regulation of DNA-templated transcription. Lineage: Eukaryota; Fungi; Ascomycota; Eurotiomycetes; Eurotiales; Aspergillaceae. The record is from RefSeq and is a predicted model, not a curated record.